Nerophis lumbriciformis (worm pipefish) is the source of this 570-nucleotide messenger RNA. NCBI's taxonomy places the organism in Eukaryota, Metazoa, Chordata, Actinopteri, Syngnathiformes, Syngnathidae. The record is from RefSeq and is a predicted model, not a curated record.
AUGCCCGUGGAUGUGAACCAGUGGAGCGGCCCGCUGAAGCUCCAGGAGGUGGAGGACAAACCCGGCCGGCCUCUGAUCGUCAAAUACGGCUCUGUGGAGAUUGACGAGCUGGGGAAAGUGCUCACGCCGACGCAGGUCCAGAACCGGCCUACGAGCAUCGAAUGGGAGGGAUGUGACCCCGAGAAACUUUACACUUUGGCCCUGACCGACCCUGACGCUCCCAGCAGGGAAAACCCCAAAUUCAGGGAGUGGCAUCAUUUCCUGGUGGUCAACAUGAAAGGAAACGACGUGUCGACUGGCCAUGUUUUGUCCGACUACGUGGGUUCCGGUCCUCCGCAGGGAACAGGUCUUCACCGCUACGUGUGGCUGGUGUACAGCCAGUCGGAGGCGCUGUCGUGCACCAAGCCCGUCCUCACCAACUGCUCCGGCGACGGGCGCGGCAAGUUCAGCGUGCGCAACUUUCGGCGCAAGUAUAAACUGCAAGAGCCCGUGGCCGCCACCUGUUACCAAGCGGAGUGGGACGACUACGUGCCCAAACUCUACAAACAGCUCGCGGGAAAGUCAAAGUAA